CCACCUUAUAUGCAACAUACUAUCAAAACUUUUAGUCAAACAACAUCUUCCACUAUUUAUCCACCAAUGGCCACCGCUUCCCACCAUCACUCCGCUAUCCCUAAUGGCGGCGCCACCGUCGAGAUCCGACAACCACCGCCACCCCUUCCGAGUUUCCUCAACAGUGUCAAACUAAAAUAUGUUAAGUUAGGAUAUCACUACCUAAUGAAACAUUUCCUUACAUUUAGUCUCUUCCCUAUUAUUACCAUCAUUAUUUUUCACAUGUCACAUUUGAAUGUUGAAGACAUAGAGAAACUAUAUUUUCAGCUUCAAUACAACCUUUUCGCGGUCAUGGCGUUAUCCGGAGCUAUUGUACUUGGAUUAACUGCUUAUCUCAUGACCCGGCCCAGACCGGUUUACCUAGUGGACUACUCUUGUUACCGUCCUCCAGACAACCUUAAAGUCAAAUUUGACGUCUUUAUGGAACGUUCAAAACUCCAUGGCGGAUUCAAUGAAUCCGCCCUGGAGUUUCAAAGAAAAAUACUUGAACGUUCCGGUCUUGGAGAGGAGACGUAUCUCCCCUCUGCUUUACAUAAAGUCCCUCCCGCCCCAUCAAUGGCUGCCGCUAGAGAAGAAGCCGAACAAGUUAUGUUUGGUGCUCUUGAUAAAUUGUUUGAGUCCACUAAUGUUAAUCCCAAAGAUAUUGGAAUCUUGGUUGUGAAUUGUAGUCUUUUUAACCCAACUCCUUCGUUAUCGUCCAUGAUAGUUAACAAAUACAAACUCCGCGGAAACAUUAAAACUUUUAACCUUGGAGGUAUGGGAUGUAGCGCAGGCGUGAUUGCUAUCGAUUUAGCGAAAGAUAUGCUUCAAGUUCAUCGUAACACUUAUGCCGUUGUUGUCAGCAUGGAAAAUAUAACACAAAACUGGUACUUUGGGAACAAAAAGGCAAUGUUGAUUCCAAACUGUUUAUUUAGAGUUGGAGGUGCGGCUGUGUUGUUAUCAAACAAAUCCGGGGACAAAUAUCGAGCAAAAUAUAAGCUUCUACAUGUCGUCCGAACCCAUUGUGGUUCAGACGACACAGCAUUCAAUUGCGUCUACCAAGAACAAGACGACUCAGGAAAAACCGGGGUAUCCUUAUCCAAAGACUUGAUGGCUAUCGCCGGGGGUGCAUUAAAAUCGAACAUCACAACAUUAGGCCCUCUCGUGCUCCCAAUAAGCGAACAACUUUUAUUUUUCGCGACUCUAAUAUCGAGAAGAAUAAUGAACUCGAAAGUAAAACCAUACAUUCCAGAUUUUAAACUCGCAUUUGAUCAUUUUUGUAUACACGCGGGUGGGCGAGCAGUGAUAGAUGAGCUUGAAAAGAACUUGCAGUUGUCUGAAGAACACGUCGAGCCAUCAAGGAUGACGUUGUAUAGGUUUGGGAACACGUCAUCAAGCUCGAUAUGGUAUGAGCUGGCUUAUACGGAGGCAAAAGGGCGAAUGAAGAAAGGUAACCGCGUUUGGCAAAUCGCUUUCGGAAGUGGCUUUAAAUGUAACAGUGCGGUUUGGGAAGCGAUUCGAGCUGUCAAGCCUUCGGAUAGUAACCCAUGGGCAGAUUGCAUUCAUAAAUUCCCGGUUGAAAUAAGUCUUUGAUGAUUGAUUCUAAAGAAUUACAAAAAAUUGUUUAAAGUGUCAUAAUUUGUAAUGUAAUUGUAUAAUUUUUUUGUUUCUUUGUUUCUUUUAAGAGUGGCUGAAAAGAUAUUGGUUUGUUUUUCA
Messenger RNA from Erigeron canadensis, 1734 nucleotides. Its product is annotated as 3-ketoacyl-CoA synthase 9-like. Gene Ontology annotation, molecular function: acyltransferase activity, transferring groups other than amino-acyl groups. Gene Ontology annotation, cellular component: membrane. Lineage: Eukaryota; Viridiplantae; Streptophyta; Magnoliopsida; Asterales; Asteraceae. The transcript is spliced from 2 exons. Bases 10 to 1611 code for a protein of 533 amino acids. The record is from RefSeq and is a predicted model, not a curated record. Gene Ontology annotation, biological process: fatty acid biosynthetic process.